GAGAAACGUACACAAUAAGCAAGCAAAGUGGAGAGUGAGGAGUGAAGUGGAAUUCGAAGUGUCCCUCUGCGACUUUCUCCAACAUCGUCACUCAACUUCUCAACCAUCCAAAACCACACCGUUUCCAUAUGUUGAAUCCCGAACCCCCACCGCCGAUGAAACUAACGCCUCACCGCCACGAAACGACGUCGUCGUCUGCGCUGAAGAGGAAGAAGCACAGAACUCCCUUCGCACUUCCCCCAUCCGCGGAAGUGGUCGACGUCGAAUCAUUCACGCCGAUCUCCUUCCGAGGCACCACCAAGUCAAGCGCCAUCUCCGUCGAGCAUUACGACGCCGUUUCCACCCCCUCCCACGUCAUCGAUCUCACCGACACCGACGACGACGACGUUUGCAUCCUCAACUUCAAGCCGCGAAUCGCGAAGCUCCAGAAGGUCGAGGGAGAGUCUUCUUCCAACGCUGCUCCUUUCCUCUGCGAAUUCUGCGUGGAAACCAAAGCCGCAAGCGACUCCUUCAGCAUCCCCGGAUGCUGCCACGUGUACUGCAAUAACUGCGUGGCCCUGUACGUGGAAUCGAAGCUGCAACAAAACAUGGUCCACAUCGGGUGCCCUGUGCCUGGGUGCAGGGGAUUGCUGGAGGCGCAUGAUUGUCGCGCGAUUCUCCCUUCGGGGGCCCUUGAUCGGUGGGGGAAGGCGUUGUGCGAGGCUGUGAUUUCAGCGGAAGAGAAGUUCUACUGUCCCUUCGCGGAUUGCUCUGUGUUGUUGAUUCGCGAGGGCGAAGACGGUGAUAUUAGGGAGUGCGAGUGUCCCAAUUGUAGGAGGCUGUUCUGUGCCCUAUGUAGGGUACCGUGGCAUCAUGAGAUAUCGUGCGAGGAGUUUCAGAACCUGAACGCCAACGAGAGAGAGAUGGAGGAUAUAAUGUUGAUGAACCUCGCUAAGCAAAUGCAGUGGAAGAGGUGCCCUAGUUGUAGGUUUUACGUCGCAAAAUCCCAGGGCUGCAUGUACAUGAAAUGCAGGUGUGGCAACGCUUUCUGUUACAGCUGUGGAGCUCCUUACGUAGGUUCCAACCAUAAUUGCAACUACUGUGCACGCUAACAACACUUGAACAUAUUACGUUUCACCGAACGAUAUUAGUAUAUAUAAUGGCUGCAAGGAGGUUUAUAGUGUAUGACCUGAUGCAAACUAUUUAGACGAACAUUAUUAUGCAUUAUCAUUAAUUUAUAAAUCUUACAGUUUAUUUUAACUUUUUCAAAUAUUAGAACACGAUUUCCAAUCUGUUUCAAGUAUGAGUUUAUGAGUGCAUAAUACUAUCUAUCUUUGGCAGAAAUAAGGUUUGUGUAUUUUUAUGUAUUUAUUUUUACUUGAAGUUCAAAUCUGAAAUGGUUUGUUUGACUAGGUCCAUGUUCAAAGCAUGUAGUAGUAAUUAAAAAUCCGUCAACAGUAUUUGGGAUCAAGUAUAUGCGUUUGAGCAAUGUAAUCCUGUGAGUUAAACAUUGCUUAACAGUUUUUUACUUUAAUAUGAAGAUGAUGGAUUUUUUUUAA
Cajanus cajan (pigeon pea) is the source of this 1538-nucleotide messenger RNA. RefSeq names its product E3 ubiquitin-protein ligase RSL1. The record is from RefSeq and is a predicted model, not a curated record. NCBI's taxonomy places the organism in Eukaryota, Viridiplantae, Streptophyta, Magnoliopsida, Fabales, Fabaceae. Gene Ontology annotation, biological process: protein ubiquitination. Gene Ontology annotation, molecular function: zinc ion binding; ubiquitin-protein transferase activity.